This is a messenger RNA of Kockovaella imperatae, 2026 nucleotides long. RefSeq lists its product as hypothetical. Lineage: Eukaryota; Fungi; Basidiomycota; Tremellomycetes; Tremellales; Cuniculitremaceae. The coding region runs from base 196 to 1788 and encodes 530 amino acids. The record is from RefSeq and is a predicted model, not a curated record. The transcript is spliced from 7 exons.
GGGGAUAGCUGUCCGUCCCAAGGGUGAGUGUCCAAGUUGGACGGACAAACUGACCCCGAAUCAUCUAGUGCCGUGGACCAAGGCCAAUUCAGUGCCAUUGCAAGAGGAUACUGGCCCAAGAGGCAUGACGAGGGGAUCCCGUGCUGUCCUUCCUCCUCUUCAGCUACUGCUGCGUCAUCCUUCAUCAGCUCUGGGAUGGCGGGCAUCAGUGCAGAGUAUUCGACGACGACAUCUUCUUGCGAGUCUCAGUUGGUUCAAUCGGAAGGUUGUUCAGGAGAGAAUUGUCCUUCACAAGGCGCCGCUCCGCCGCCCUAUACCAAACGGGAUACGACUAUCACUGCGUCCGCCUCGCACGCGACGAUGAUAUACAAGAGAAAUCGGAUUGAGAAGCCUGAUGUGAAUGCAGCAGCUGUCAAACGAGCAGAAGGUAUAGACACGUCGACAACUGUCUCGUGGUCUACAAUAACCUUGACCACCGAUGACUGUGGUGCGGGGCACGCCUCGAGCGCUUAUGCAAGUCAAGUUCCCGCUAGCUCGGGAAGCUCAGGUAUGGCCGGUGCAAGUUCACAGUCUGGUUCGGCUGCUGUGCCUUCAGUUGCAUCGUCUUCUGCUGCACCACUUGUGUCCACUUCGACGGCCGCAAUCUCACAGGAGCCUUCUCAAGGCCUUGGACCUCCUCAAGGCUUCACACGAAGGAAGCGAGAAGGGGCCCCUGUCACAGUGACAGUCACAUCUCUGACAUACGCUACCUUGACGACGGCAUGUAGCUCAAGUUCAGCACCUCUCUCAUCUUCGGCACCUGUCUUGUGUCCAUGUACAAGUACAGCAUUGAUCAAUCCGCAAUCGACAAGUAGUGGUCAAUGGCAAGGGGACGCUCCGGGACCUUCUGCCAUCGCUCGACGAAGAGGAGUCAUAGGGAGAUACAAUCGACGAGAACAGGCGCCAAUGUCACUCUGCCCCUGUCAAGGUAUGAGUGCUGUGGAUGCUAGCUACUCGGCUAGCGCGAGCCACAGUGUGAGUGUGAGUGUGAGUGCGGGUGCGAGCGGUAGUGGAGGUGCCGCUUUGAGUGGAGGGGCAAGUGCGAGCGGUAGUGGAAGUGCGGCUUUGAGUGGAGGGGCAAGCAUGAGCGGUGUCUUGAUCAGUCAGGUCGUCUGUACAGGCUUGGGUUGCCCGUCGCAAGGCGCUGCGCCGCCACCAGGUAGACGGGACACAGAACCGCAAGUGACAGGUAGACUUAUGAUUCGUAACGAACCUGGGGGGUACAAGAACGGAUCGUGCACGACCUCUGGAUGCCCAACUCAGACCUAUGACAUCGAGCAUGAACUGCCCAUCGAAUCGCAUUCGUCUCACUCCAGUUGGAUAUGGCCGGGCAUGGCGAAACGAGCCUGGGAGGCAUGGACUUAUGAGAGUCCUAACUCUGCUCGUGUUGGCCGAGCCCUCCCUCCGCAGGAUACAGGCCCAAUCUUGAGGCGCAAUGUACCGACUGGUGUUUGUACGUCCACGACCUGGAUCACCACCGACAAUUGUGGGGCGCAGACAUCCACAGCGGCACCCGAGCCAUCAGCCUCGACAUCCUGGGAUGAUGACGAAUGCGAUGAUGAUGAGACUUCUACCUCGGCCUAUCCUUCUAGCGGAAUGGCAGGCAUCUCUGCCGUGUCCAGUGGCCCUUCCAUCAGUAGUACAGCUGCCGAAGCUAGCUCUUCCGCACCCUUGAUCUCGGAUCAACCAGAUGAUGGUCCAUCGCAGGGUGCUGCUCCUCCGCCUGCGUCGCUCAUGCGGAUCCGUUGACUUUCCAGUCGACUGAAAGUCACAGUAUGAUAGCUGCGCCUACAAACAAUCAAGUUUCGGCACAUUUCAUCCCUCCAUGCAUUUCUACCUACUGUACGCUUAAUUGAGCGCACACGUACAUAAUUCCCGACAUAAUGGUGCCACUUUCGAGCGCCUGUCUCAUUCCGCAUAGUCCUGAUGAUGGUGUGAAUCGAUUGUCUCAAUGAUCAUUGCAGAUCGAAGCAUGGCUGUGAUGAUG